Messenger RNA from Ilex paraguariensis (yerba mate), 1042 nucleotides. NCBI's taxonomy places the organism in Eukaryota, Viridiplantae, Streptophyta, Magnoliopsida, Aquifoliales, Aquifoliaceae. The record is from the annotation of a GenBank genome assembly.
AUUGAACUCCAUGGCAGUCGGGAAAUAUCUGCCGCCGGCGGAACUCACCGGAAGCGGCCGUCCUGUCCUUCACUCCGGCGAGGUCGAGUGUUCUCUCCUCUCCUCCGUCGACCUCCUCUCCGAAGAAAACCCUGACUUUCCCCAUCUCAGGUCUGGCCUCCUCAUCCUCACCACCCAUCGCCUCCUGUGGCUCCCUGACUCCAGUACUACCGCCGCCGCCGCCUUUGCAGUCCCACUUGCCGCCGUGUCCCACAUCUUCUCGACCAAAAAAUCAAUCAAAACCAUGUUCGCCAGUCCCAGAAUUCGCUUCCAGGUAUCGUCAACGCUGGAAGGGAGGGUGGAUGAGAGGGGUUUAAAGUCGGAGGUGAUUACAUUGGUGUUGAGGGGGAAGUCAGAUCCAGAUUCAUUUUUGGGGAAACUUUGGGAGGCUUGGAGGGGGAGGGCGUGGGAGGUGUCAGCUUCCGAGGGUCCAAGUGGGUCGGGAUUGGGUUCUGAGUCGGGGUAUGGUGGAUCAAGUGUAGCAGUGAGAAUGCCGGUGGUGGGGGUGGCAGGAAUUCUUAGAAAAGAACAGGAGAUGUGGGAGAGUACUGAUAAGAGCUUGCAAGAAGCUUUUCAGGACUUGAAUGCUCUCAUGAGUAAGGCUAAAGAGAUGGUGAUGCUAGCAGAGAAAAUGAGACUGAAACUUCUAUCAGGCUCAAAUAAUCAAAGCAGUUCGACAAAUGAUGAGGAGAUGGGUUCCAAAGAAGAAAUGCAAGAUUGGUUAUUGAGUGUUGGUAUUGUGUCCCCAGUUACGAAAGAAUCCGCUGGUGCUUUGUAUCACCAGCAGUUAUCUCGUCAGCUCUUAGUCUGUGCUCUACUGGUCUUUGUGACAUCAGUCGGUGGUAGCCGGUCCUCUCCUUUCCUGCAAUACCUCUUCCCUACUAGCUUCUUUGAAAUUUCUCUAUUCCAAUUGUUGCUUGAUUUUCUUAAGCUAAUUGCAUUCCGGUUUGAGGGAGAGAUUACUCUGAUUGAUUUGCGGCUCUUUUUUUCCUUGGCACUUUAG